Aspergillus terreus NIH2624 is the source of this 2454-nucleotide messenger RNA. Its product is annotated as AP-3 complex subunit beta. Gene Ontology annotation, biological process: intracellular protein transport; vesicle-mediated transport. Bases 1 to 2454 code for a protein of 817 amino acids. Gene Ontology annotation, cellular component: membrane coat; AP-3 adaptor complex. The transcript has 3 exons. The record is from RefSeq and is a predicted model, not a curated record. NCBI's taxonomy places the organism in Eukaryota, Fungi, Ascomycota, Eurotiomycetes, Eurotiales, Aspergillaceae.
AUGGAGACUAUUUCCCGGAUAUCGUCGAUGCUGGAAACAGCUCGAGAGCUCACCCUCGAGGCCGCUCAGUCUGCCGCCAUGAAUAGAACGUCUACAACAGGACUUUCAUCAAGGAACCAUAAUGCUGCUAAUAUCAAAAAGCUCCUUGACAGUCGCAAUGACCGGGAAGUCCUGGAUGGUAUGCGAAGGGUGAUCACACUUAUGUACAGCUCGGAGUCGUCUCUUACCUUCUUUUCCGCCGUUGUUAAGAACGUAGCGAGCACAAAUCUCGAAGUGAAGAAACUCGUCUACAUCUACCUGGUGCACCAUGCCGAAGCCGAACCCGACCUUGCGCUCUUAUCAAUCAACACCAUCCAGAAGUCGCUUACGGACCAGAACCCCCAGGUGAGAGCGAUUGCACUUCGUACAAUGUCGGGGAUCCGGGUGCCUGUCAUCAGCCAGAUUGUUUCCCUAGCGAUCAAAAGAGGCUGCGGUGAUAUGAGCCCGCAUGUCCGAAAGGCGGCUGCGCUGGCCAUUCCGAAAUGUUACCGACUGGACCCCAACACCUUGCCUCAGCUUAUCGGUUAUCUUUCAACGUUACUUGGGGAUAGUCAGUAUUUUGUUGCUGGGCCUGCCGUUUCCGCAUUUUUGGAAGUCUGUCCUGAUAGGAUUGACCUCAUACACAAACAUUAUCGGGGCUUGGUAAAAAAGCUGGUUGACAUGGACGAAUGGGGUCAAAUUGCUACUCUCCGGCUUUUGACCUUCUACGCUCGGAGGUGCUUUCCUCGCAAGACCCAGAAAGUUAAGCAGGCCGUAUCCAAAGGGUUCUAUGAGGACGAGAACGAGACGAAAAAUGAUGGCGAAGAAUACGAUGUCCCCGUUUUGGACCCUGAUCUCGAACUUCUUCUACGGGCCUGCAAGCUUCUUCUACAUAAUCGCAACGCUGCCGUGAUUGUGAGCGUCGUCCGUUGUUUCCUAUACCUUGCGCCGCCGGAUUAUCUUGCUUCUACUGUCGGUCCUUUGGUUGCCCUCCUCCGGAGUCCCCAAGAUAUGCAACAGAUCGCUCUUUACAAUAUUGUCGUCGUUGCUCUCCGACAACCGAAAGCUUUCACGAAAUACGUUACGCAUUUCCUGGUCCAUGCCACUGACCCGCCUCACAUCUGGCGUCUCAAACUUGAAGUUCUGACUAUUCUUUUCCCUCAUUGUGGGCUACAUCUGAAGGGUGUCAUUAUCAGCGAGCUGCAACAUUUUUCCCAGGGUGUUGAUCCUGACCUCGUGCGAGAGAGUGUCCGCGCAAUUGGCCGUUGUGCACAAAGUGACCCCAACACAGCCGACCUUUGUCUACGCAUCCUCCUUAACCAGAUCACCAGCUUAGAUGACAAUCUUGUAUCGGAGUCAUUGACUGUUAUACGUCAUCUGAUCCAACAAGACCCCUCGUCUCACGAGAAGACUGUCAUCCAGCUAGUAAAACAUCUUGGGUUGACGAGAAACCCGGAUGCCAGAGCAACGAUUGUGUGGCUUGUCGGAGAAUUCGCCGGUCUGGAGCCAGAGAAGAAUUUCGCCCCAGACGUCUUGCGAAUUAUGGUGAAGGACUUUGCUAACGAAAGCGAGGCUGUCAAGCAGCAGAUCAUUCUGCUUGGAGCUAAAGUAUAUUUGCAUCAUCUUUUACGAAACCCACCGAAGGAAGAGCCUGAGCCUACGCCAGUAGCUGAACAGCAGCUCAGUAAUGAGUGGACGGAUAACCAGGAGGAAGGGGACAAGGAGCCUGCUGAACAGAAAACAGAGCCCGAAGAAGACAGAAUUACACUUCUUUGGCGGUAUCUCCUCCUUCUUGCCAGAUACGACACUUCUUACGAUUUGCGCGAUCGUGCUCGGUUAUACAAAGCUCUCCUUGCUUCUCCAUCAUCCACGCAGCUUGCAAACCUCCUCCUUCUCGCGCCUAAGCCAGUCCCGCAUGCGCCAAGUCCCUCGGAGACGCGGAAGGACCUCCUUAUCGGUUCGUCCACGCUGAUUGUGGGACCAGACGCAGGCAUCCAUGGACUUAGAGGCUACGAGAAACUUCCUGACUGGGUUGAACUGGGCCAAGAGCCCGAUUCCAAACUGCGGGAAAACGACAUAAAACCGGAGUUCAUGGAGAGAAACUCCAUGACGGCCGGUGAGCGGCUCGACAGAGCCCUCAAGGAGCAUGAAAACAGCGUUGCCUCUGCAAAGCAGCAACCCAACGGUCGCUUGAACGCGGCGGCGGCGGCGUCGAGAAAUAAGACCCUUGACGAAUGGCUCGAGGAUGAAUCUGAGACGGAAGAAGAGACGGAGACAGAGGAAGAAGAGACGGACUCGGAGGAAUAUGAGACCGAAGAAGAGACGGAAGAGGAGGAAGACGAAGAGGAAGAGGAAACAGAUUCAGAAGAGGAAGAGGACCAACAGCUUUUGACUCGGGAAAAUCCGGCUCUAGGCUCUUCCACAGCCAUUUCUUGA